Molecule: messenger RNA, 2166 nt
Organism: Abrus precatorius (Indian licorice)
Lineage: Eukaryota; Viridiplantae; Streptophyta; Magnoliopsida; Fabales; Fabaceae
Product: lecithin-cholesterol acyltransferase-like 4
Exons: 11
Coding region: 256-1866 (536 amino acids)
Biological process (GO): lipid metabolic process
Molecular function (GO): glycerophospholipase activity
Source: RefSeq, a predicted model, not a curated record
AUAAGUGCACAUGUAAUAAUUAUUUAGAGGAGCCAAGUUCAUAUCAUAUUGAUAGAGAUUAACAAGUGGCAAUUACAAGUUUGAUCAUUCCAACUUCAUAGGGAUCUUCCGCGCAACGCAGUGCUGUCCCUGGCUCGGUCAACGUGAAGAAUUUCAUUUCACCUCCUAACGUAACUCCACCUUCUCCAAAUCGGAACCCUAACAAUUUGAGUUUCCAAUUGUUCAAUUGAUUGUUGUUAGGGUUUCUAUUUGCCGAUGGCGUCCUUGUUGGACGAUAUUCUACAAUCCGUGGAGCUAUGGCUGAAAUUGGUCAAGAAGCCCCAGCCUGAGCCCUACGUCAACCCAAAUUUCGACCCCGUUUUGUUGGUGCCUGGUGUCGGUGGCUCCAUAUUAAACGCCGUUAACGAUAGCGACGGUAGCCAAGAGCGGGUUUGGGUUCGCUUUCUCUCCGCUGAGUACAAGUUGAAGACCAAGCUUUGGUCACGUUACGAUCCUUCUACUGGAAAAACCUUGUCCCUGGAUCCAAACUCAACAAUUAAGGUUCCUGAGGAUAGGCAUGGACUUCAUGCAAUUGAUAUUUUGGACCCUGACUUGGUGAUUGGAUGUGAGUCUGUGUAUUAUUUCCAUGACAUGAUUGUUGAAAUGCGUAAGUGGGGAUUUCAAGAGGGAAAGACACUUUUUGGCUUUGGAUAUGAUUUUCGCCAAAGCAACAGGUUGCAGGAAACAAUGGAUCGGUUGGCUGCAAAGUUAGAAUCAAUUUAUGAUGCUGCAGGAGGGAAAAAGAUAAACAUUAUAAGUCAUUCUAUGGGUGGUCUUUUGGUGAAAUGUUUCAUGUGCCUGCGCAGUGAUAUUUUUGAGAAAUAUGUGAAGAAUUGGGUUGCAAUUUCUGCACCAUUCCAAGGUGCACCUGGAUGUAUCAAUUCUACCUUUUUAAAUGGAAUGUCAUUUGUGGAAGGAUGGGAACAAAACUUUUAUAUUUCCAAAUGGAGCAUGCACCAAUUGCUGAUUGAAUGUCCAUCGAUAUACGAACUAAUGGGUUGUCCUAAUUUUCAAUGGCAACAUACUCCUGUUCUAGAAUUGUGGCGUGAGAGACAUAAUUCCGAUGGGAAAUCACAUAUUAUUCUGGAGUCAUAUCCACCAUGUGAUAGCAUUGAGAUUUUGAAAGAAGCACUUGUAGAUAACACAGUUAGUUAUGAUGGCGAGGAUUUGCCCCUGCCCUUCAACUUGGAGAUCUUGGAAUGGGCAAACAAAACGUGGGAGAUUCUGUCUUCUGCCAAACUUCCCCCCGGUGUUAAAUUUUACAAUAUUUAUGGGACCAAUCUUGGGACACCUCAUAGUGUUUGCUAUGGAAGUGGGGACAAGCCUGUCACAGAUUUGGAUCAACUACGAUAUUUUGAGGCCAAAUACGUAUUUGUUGAUGGUGAUGGAACAGUUCCAGUAGAAUCAGCUAAGGCUGAUGGGCUCAAUGCGGAGGCAAGGGUUGGAGUGCCAGGUGAACAUCGGGGUAUCCUUUGCGAACCUCAUGUGUUUCGGAUUCUCAAGCACUGGCUGAGGGCUGGAGAUCCUGAUCCCUUUUACAAUCCCCUCAAUGAUUAUGUGAUUCUACCUACUGCUUUUGAAAUGGAGAGGCAUCAAGAGAAAGGUCUAGAAGUAGCAUCCCUUAAAGAGGAGUGGGAAAUUAUUUCCAAUGACCAUGAUGACCAAAACAAUUCUGCCAAUAAAAUGUCUUUGAGGUCAUUAUCAGUUUCGCAGGAAGGAGCCAAUAAUUCUUAUUCUGAGGCUCAUGCGACCGUCAUUGUUCAGCCAGGCAAUGAGGGUAAACAGCACGUUCAACUGAAUGCCUUGGCUGUUUCAGUUGAUGCAUAAUGAAGCAUUCUGUUGAUUAUGAUUGACAUCUCUUGUAUAUAAGGAUAUUCGUAUGAUGUUGCUGCGCCAUGUUCCUCAAUGUUAUUAUGUAUGAUAUAAGAAGCGUAUGUAUCAGUAUUAUGAAAAAGAAUAUCUGACAUUGGUAUUUGACUGUGUCAAGAGUGGCGUGCUAUGUACAAAGUCGUGUACAAAGUUGUUGUACCUACGCAUCUUUUUUUCUUGUCUCUGUUCGAUGAAAGCACAAUUGGACCAGACAGGAAAAUGAGAAUGUGGAUCAAUGGGAAAAGUUUGAUUUUUUCU